UCCCUCUGAUAAAAACACAUUGGAUUGUCGCACACAUGCAGCCUCAUGGUAUGCUUCACACAAACAUCCCCUUCCCUCCACAGAGUGUGCAGUUCAUGUGUAGAAUAAAGUUUUCACAGUUCACAAAGACGAUGCAGUCGCUUCAAUUAUUUCAGCCACACAGGAUAAUUAUGUGGAGCUCAUGCUCUGGUGCACAUGACUCCUUUUGAUUUGAUUUGAUUUGCUUGCUGGUUGUUAAGUAGGGUUGCCCUGUCUGAGUUCACUGAUAAAACGGGUCAAGGUGCUUAAUUUUGACCUUGCUUUCAAAUGUGGAUAUUUUGGACAAAAUUUCGAACAAUCAAUGAUGACAAUUAGAAUAAAUAAUAAUGCCAGUGUUGCACCCCCUUUUUAAUUACCAUAAAACCGUAACUAAGAGAAGAAGUAAAUGAACAAUGGAUGCAUUUCUGAUGUUUUUUCUAUCUGGUUUUAGCUCAUUUGUGAAGAGAAAAACAAAUAAAUAAUGAGGCAUGCUUAGCAGAGAUGUAAAAUGACUGUUUUUGUUUUGUUUGUACUAAUGCAUUGGUCCGAUGUGAUGCUUAUUAGGUUGUUAAAAUCUGGCAUUGAUGGUGAUCUUGGAUGUUACUGAGCUGCACCAGUCAUGGAUGUCCCAUUGAGUAGAACAUCUAAGAUAUUUGCUUUUUUGUUAACUUGUAUUUCUCCUUUGUAAAUGUAGUGAGUUUGAAAGGAUAAAGGAUUUUAUGCACUUCUAUUUUAAGAUCAUCCUUCUUUAAAAAGAUAAAAUGGAUAUUUGAACAAUACUGCUGCAUUUGUAGUGUCAUUCUUGAUUUAUAACCAAAUAAAGACAAAAGGCAAACCUACAGGUUAUCCUACAUUUAGUUUUUUGUGGAGAAGACUUUUAAGGCAGACUGAGAAACAUUUUGAGGAACUUUGCUUGAAUAUCCUGCAAAUAUUCUUGCGAUCAACUUGUUGAUCUGUAGGGCCAAAAGAUGCCGAUUUGGUCUGAGCUGGGGGAAACAGCGGCCUUAAUCGCGGCAAACCUGAAUCCACGAAGAUCCCAGUUGAGAUUGCGCGCACCGAAAUCGCAACCUCUUCGCGUGCACGCGCGUGCACGGGCACGCGUCUGAGGGCUUAUUGCGACUGCGCUCUCACAGUCUUGAAUUUGUCCCGCGGAUGCAUGCGUGUCUCUCGCCAGCACCGCAAUAGUGUCCAGGACUCACUGCGAUGCGCUCUGCGGACUCCACAGAGGCCAACGUGGGGAACGCGUCAUUUUGACCAAAGGAGCGGAUAGCGAACCCGCAGCGGCCAGGAUCUGCGUUCUGAAGUUUUUAUGAGCAGGCAGAGCAGAACUGUUGACUUUCACAGCAGUCCGGUUUCCGAAGAUACCCCUGCGCUCCAGCGAAGGACCCGAGGAUCCGGUGAGGAGAACGCGCGGCUCCGGACGUCCAUUCAGAAAAUGGGUUGUUUUCACGCAGAGGAGGAGAGGGCUUCGCUCUAACGCCGGCGCACAGCAUGGCUGGGCUACACGCCUCCGAAGCCGUGUCGGGACAUUUCUUGGAUCCUGCCAUCAGCGCAGCGCCGGCCCAGGGCGCGACCAACCCUGCGGGAAUCACCGGCGAUGCGGCCGCGCUGCCUUCGGCCACCCGGACAUACUUGGACGUGUCUGCCGCUGCCCAGAGCUACAUGGUGGGGGGACUUUACACCAACGGACGCUACAGAGACCACAGCAGUCCACGGAUCGGGAGUGGCAGUCGUGAUAAUUCUUCCGAGAGAAGUCAGGGAGCUGGAAACCCACCUUGCGGUAUCAUGAAGGAUGGCUCCAAACAGAAGCCAGUGAGGAAGAAGACUGUGUCUUUCAGCUCAAUGCCAAGUGACCGAAAGAUUAACAGCACAGCUGCCUGCAUGGCUUUCAUGAUGAAGGGUUGUGAGAUGAAGAAGGUGCGCUCCAACUCACGGAUGUACAACCGCUACUUCCUGCUGGAUCCAGACAUGCACUGGUUACGCUGGGAGCCAUCCAAGAAAGAUUCAGAGAAGGCCAAACUUGAAAUCAAAAGCAUCAAAGAAGUCCGUUUGGGAAAGAAAACCCCUGUCCUGCGCAGCAAUGGUCUCUCUGAUCAAUUUCCUGACGAAUGCGCCUUUUCAAUCAUCUACGGGGAUAACUACGAGUCUUUGGAUUUGGUUGCUAGUACACCAGAUGUCGUCAGUACAUGGGUCAUGGGCCUGAGAUAUUUAGUGUCCUAUGGUCGCCACACUGUAGAUAUGGUGGACCCAUGUCAACAAAGCCUAAGAACAUCAUGGAUUAGCUCAGUGUUUGAGCUUGCAGAUGUGGAAAAGAAAGGACACAUAGAUCUGUUCAGAGCUACACAGAUAAUCAAAGGGCUCAAUCCGGGAAUGAAAGAGUCUAGGAUAGAGCUGAAGUUCAAGGAGCUACAGAAAGCAAAAGACCAACAUGGGGAGACAAUUAACAUGGACUCUUUUGUGGAAGCCUACUGUGAGUUGUGCACACGGCCUGAGAUUUUCUUCUUGCUGGUUCAGUUCUCCAGCAACAAAGAAUAUUUGGACAGUAAAGAUCUCAUGCUGUUUGUAGAUGUGGAACAGGGUGUAGAAGGAGUAACAGAGGAAAUGUGUAAAGAUAUUGUUCAGAAAUUUGAGCCAUCGACCGAAGGCAGAGAAAGAGGUUACCUCUCUAUUGAUGGUUUUACAAACUACCUCCUGUCCUCUGAAUGCCACAUCUUUGACCCUCAGCACAAACGUGUGUGCCAGGACAUGACCCAGCCUCUUUCCCACUACUACAUUAACUCUUCACAUAAUGCCUCUCUUCUUGAUGACCACUUCUGGGGUUCAUCAGACAUUAGCAGCUACAUACGAGCUUUAAGGAUGGGCUGUCGCAGUGUCGAGAUUGUAGUUUGGGAUGGUCAUGAUAGUGAACCAGUUGUAUACAUAGGUAGUUCUGUGGCCACACAGAUCGCCUUCUCUAAAGUUCUGGACAUUUUAAACCAGUAUGCUUUUGAAAGCUCAGAAUAUCCCCUAAUUCUUUGCUUGGUGACCCACUGCUGUAUUCUUCAGCAGAGAGUUAUGGCACAACACUUGAAGAAAAUUCUUGGAGACAAGUUGUACACUGAGACGCCCCACAAAGAAGAAAACUACUUGCCUUCUCCUGAGAAACUGAAAGGUAAAAUCCUGCUUAAGAGUAAAAAGCUUCCACCCAGCUGCACUGAUGCCGAGGGGGAUGUUACAGAUGAAGAGGAGGGUCUGGAAAUGUCUCGUAGAGUUGGAGCUGAUGACAGGGAUCAGUUAAAUGGCUUGGGCUGUAAGAAAAUCCGGCUUUGCAGGGAACUAUCUGACCUUGUAUCUCUCUGCAAGUCAGUGCAGUUCAGGGACUUUGAGACAUCUAAAAGGGACCAAAAAUUUUGGGAGAUAUGCUCCUUCAACGAGGUAGAUGCAAACAGAUUUGCCAAUGAGUUCCCAGAGGAAUUUGUCUGUUAUAACAAGCGCCUACUCUCCAGGGUCUAUCCUACACCUAUGAGGAUUGAUGCCAGCAACAUGAACCCCCAGGAUUUCUGGAAGUGCGGAUGCCAGAUUGUUGCCAUGAACUACCAGACACCAGGUCUGAUGAUGGACCUUAACCUUGGCUGGUUCAGGCAGAAUGGCAACUGUGGGUAUGUUUUAAGACCAGCCAUCAUGCGAGAAGAGGUGUCCUACUUUAGUGCCAACGCCCGUGACUCUCUACCAGGAGUUUCUGCACAGCUUCUGCACAUCAAGAUCAUCAGUGGGCAGAAUCUCCCCAAGCCUCGUGGCUCUGCUGCUAAAGGUGAUGUGGUGGAGCCCUACAUUUAUGUAGAAAUCCAUGGUAUACCAGCUGACUGUGCUGAGCAAAGAACCAAGACUGUGUCGCAGAAUGGUGACAACCCUAUUUUUGACGAGAGUUUUGAAUUCCAGAUUAAUUUACCUGAACUAGCGGUACUGCGUUUCGUGGUUCUGGAUGAUGACUACAUUGGUGAUGAGUUCAUUGGACAGUACACAAUCCCAUUCGAGUGCCUACAGCCUGGCUAUAGACAUGUCCCCUUGCAAUCUCUCACAGGGGAGUUCCUACCCAACACCACUUUGUUUGUUCAUGUAGCCAUCACCAACCGGAGAGGUGGUGGAAAGGCUCAUAAGAGGGGACUGUCUGUUAGGAAGGGUCGAAAGGCUCGGGAGUACACCACUACCAAAACCACCGGGAUCAAAGCAGUGGACGAACUCUUCAGAGCUUCCACACAGCCCCUCAGGGAGGCUACAGACCUCAGAGAAAAUGUCCAGAAUGCCAUGGUUUCCUUUAAAGAGCUCUGUGGCCUGACCCCUGCAGCCAACAUGAAGCAGUGCAUCCUCACUGUGUCCACCUGGCUCAUGAACAGCGAGCGAUCUCUGCAAGUAACGGUUGACCUGAGCGAGACCUACCCCACCAUGGAAGCUCAGGGUCCCGUGCCUGAGCUUCUGCGCAAAGUCCUCAACGCCUACGAUAUGAUGAUCCAGACCAGCAAAACACUGAUUGAGUCAGCUGAUGUCGUCUACUCCAAGCUUACACAAGCACAAAGGGCAGGUCUGGACUUCCAUGAGGACCUGCACCGCAUUGGAGCAAAGGAGGGCCUCAAAGGCCGCAAACUUCAGAAAGCCAUGGAGAGCUACGCUUGGAACAUCACUGUGCUUAAGGGCCAAGCAGACCUGCUGAAGCAUGCCAAGAGCGAGGCACUGGACACUCUGCGUCAGAUCCACUAUGCAGCUCAGUCCUGCGGCCUCAAUAAAAAUGGAGCAGCUUCCCCACAGCUGCAGCACCAUCCUCAGCACCAGCCACUGCAAAUACAGCAGCAGCCUCCAGCCAAGCUCCACCCACAGCCUCAUCCGUUUUAUCAGCCCAAAAUCCAAUCCCAGAUUCCACCUCAGGCUCAUCCGCACUCCCAUCCCCUCCAGUAUCCCCAGGUACAUCCCCCGCCUCCGGCUCCCCCCACCACCCAAACUGAUUCCAAACCGCCAGCCUACCCUCAGCCUCCUCCCCUUCCCCAGACUCACUUUCAGGUACAUAGCCAACAGCAGAGGGCGGCAGGACCUCUGGACCCAGUCCCCGAGAGGGACCAAGAGACGAUCAGUGACUAUCCAGGAGGAUCCUGCUGACUCGUAGCCUGUGCCCACAGAGAAUCCUGCCCAAAGAGAGACAGAGAGAGUGAGACUCAGAGAGCGAUGGGUGUAGAAGGGAAGAAGGACAGUAAGCCAACAGAGAUGGAGAGUGUUGCAGCCAGAGUCAAUGAGGGUGCAAUGGUGAGGAAGACUCGCAGGGUUAGAAGUGAAACGCGCGUCUGAGAAGUGAGCUGAAGGAGGAAGAAUCAGUUUGUUUCUCACUUUAAACAGAAAGCCUCCAUCUCUGCUUCUUUUUUCACAACAUGGGCAACAGCUGGGAGUUGUUUAAACUCAGUCUGUGUCUCUCUGGGCAGUGACGUUCACAUGCCCCCAACUCUGUGGGUACAGGCUUUACAUCAUGCUGGCUUUUUAAGCCACAUAUUUGCCUUUUUUUUUUUAGUUCUUAUUCUUAAGACACACCAUGUCGUUGUAUUUUUGUUUCCACAUUUUCACACCGCUCCUUUGGACACAAACCCAAAAGCAAAUCUCUUUACUUCUUUCAAUUAAACGGCAGCGGUUUUAAUUCUAGGUGUACAAACUAUACCCGAGAUACUAGCCUAGGCACUUUAGGAGUCACGAAUGACAACCUCAGCACAACCCAAGGAGCUGUAAAGCUAAUAUAAAAAUGAUGCACAGCUGAUGUGUUCAGUCAUAUCUUUAGGCUGCCGCCAGUCCGGAUCCCACCCCGCAAAUCUUUUGUGUCUUUGCCCACAUCCUUAAGUGACUGAGCGCAGCGGGCAACUGGAGUAGUUGACUCUGCCGGCAUCAGGCGAGUGGUCCAACAAAAGACGGUACUGCUGUCAGCAAAGAAGUGACUAUAAAUGUAUAUUGUAUGUAAUAUGUAUGAAGGGAACAUAUAUUGCUAAAAUGAUUAUCAGACAUUAAUGAUUGAUAAUCUAACUGUUGUUAGUUUUUGUUCAGAUUCUUUUCUAACUCUACUUGCACAUCUUCAGUGAUUUGGCACAGAUUGUCGUGUGGAGCUCAUCAGUGCAUGUGGGACCACAACACGGCGGUCAAACAACAACCUGACGUGUGUUUUAGUUCAAAGUGAAUUUCUGUAAGAGUUACUUUAAGCAGCCCAUUAAACCUGAUUUCAUUGUUAAUCUUGA
This is a messenger RNA of Oryzias latipes (Japanese medaka), 6257 nucleotides long. It is a transcript of the gene plcl5, whose product is annotated as phospholipase C like 5. Gene Ontology annotation, molecular function: phosphatidylinositol-4,5-bisphosphate phospholipase C activity. NCBI's taxonomy places the organism in Eukaryota, Metazoa, Chordata, Actinopteri, Beloniformes, Adrianichthyidae. The record is from RefSeq and is a predicted model, not a curated record. Gene Ontology annotation, biological process: phosphatidylinositol-mediated signaling; release of sequestered calcium ion into cytosol; regulation of synaptic transmission, GABAergic.